AUGCAGGGUGCAUUGGAACAUCUCAAUGACAUUACAGGCAAUGCUCUGCGCAACAGCCCGCCAGAUGACUGGUUGACAGAUGUCUUGGUCAAAAGGAAAGAAGAUCUGCUGCAGAUGGACUACAUGCACAAAAAGACUGAAAAAAGGUUACUGAAGAGUACAUCAAGUGUGACAAUGGAAAACUUCACUGAGCUUAGUAGCAACACGACUAGUCAGGUCAUCACCACCCUACAGAUCUUGCGGAUUGUUGUCUCCAUCUUGAUGCUCCUCUUCUUUGGUAUCUUUGUGUACUUCAUGGUCAUCAUACUCAAUAUCUUCUUCACCACCCCCCAUGUCCGGGACACGCCCCGUUACAUCUUGUUCAUCCACAUGCUUCUGAAUGAUUUGGUCUAUCUACUCAUCGCAUUUUUCUUCUUCAUUUGUGUGAUCAAUGGCAUACAUUUCCCUAUGCCAAUAUGUUUUAUAAUUACUAUCUUAUCCACUUACUUGAGGAUCUUUAACUUACAGGUUCUCUGGGUCUGGAAGUCAUUCAUGAUGUUCAAUUUCCAAAUAGUUAUAGCAAAUUUCACAGAUGCUCUUUGCUUUUCCACAGUGGCCGUGAUCAUCACCUACACCUAUGUUAAAGUUAUGCUGGUCGCUCGGAGAAUGGACUCAGGAAAAUUUGCCGGAAAGACUGUCCUGCUCCACGCGUUUCAGCUUCUGUUGUCCAUGUUGUCUUUUACCACUACAAUUACUGAGAUAUUUUUGGUAUCAUAUAUUCAAUACCUGCCUCUUAUCAACUUCUUCUUGGUGAUGUCUCUUCCUAGAUUUGCCAGUCCUUUAAUCUAUGGCCUGAGAGAUGAAUUGUUUGGUAAAGCUAUGAGAAAGUUUUACUUAGCCAGAAUUUUGUCUUUACAUCGGAAAAGUAAAUAGAAAGUUGAAAGGAAAAAAAAUCAUAAAUUCUAAAAAAAAACAUAGUAGUAGAAGUUGUGCUCCACCAAUAAUGAUCAAAAAGGACUAUUGGUACGUGUGAAAUACAUGACUGAUUGGCAAAGUACAAAAUUCCCAAAGCUCCUUAUGACUCCCAACCUUUGAUCUGUAAGAGGAAACUUCAGAUCCUCCUAUGAAUGGAAAGAAAGAGACAACCUUUACCAUUAGGAUAAGCCAUCAAAAAGCAUUAGGUCCCACUGGGAGAAAAGCGCUAUAUAAAUGCCUAUUGUUGUCCUUGAUGUCAAACUGGUGGAGGUCCAACUCGUGGCACCCUAUAGAUCCAGUAAUUGCUGCUUCACCUAGUUUGCUUAGCAGGAACAUGGUUGUUGCAAUAAGCACACAGGUUUGAGGAAUGCCAUUUGAUACAGGACCUGCGUUCUAGCUGUGCCCAGAGCUGGUCAUAGUCAGGUAGGCUUGAGGGAGGACCGCAGGUCAUCCAAUUUUUCAAAGGAAUGGUCUAGUUACUUGGGGGC
Molecule: messenger RNA, 1442 nt
Organism: Hyla sarda
Lineage: Eukaryota; Metazoa; Chordata; Amphibia; Anura; Hylidae
Exons: 4
Coding region: 1-912 (303 amino acids)
Source: RefSeq, a predicted model, not a curated record